Tremella mesenterica DSM 1558 is the source of this 1074-nucleotide messenger RNA. RefSeq lists its product as uncharacterized. The transcript is spliced from 6 exons. The annotation marks the transcript as partial. Gene Ontology annotation, cellular component: nucleus; cytoplasm; cytosol. Gene Ontology annotation, molecular function: protein serine/threonine kinase activity; ATP binding. Gene Ontology annotation, biological process: protein phosphorylation; intracellular signal transduction; negative regulation of apoptotic process. The record is from RefSeq and is a predicted model, not a curated record. Lineage: Eukaryota; Fungi; Basidiomycota; Tremellomycetes; Tremellales; Tremellaceae.
CACAAGCUGAACGCAGAGUUUGCUGAGCGUUUUAUCAUCGGUGAUCAGCUAGGAUUUGGGGGUUAUGGCUUUGUUGUUUCUGCCAUUGAUCUGUUCGCCACUCACCAGAAUGAAGUACACGUAGCGGUGAAGUUUGUGUUCAAAAGUAGGAUGGAGGAGUCGGAUAAAGCUGAAAUGGUGGAUAAGCUGCCCAAGGAGGCAUACGUAUUGAGUCAAGUUCGACACCCGGGGAUCAUUCUUCUCUUGGCAGUGUACGAGGACGAGAAGUUCUAUUAUUAUGUCACAGAACUUCACGGUGACUCUUGGCGAAAAGGGGCCAAGACGAUCGAAGGUCAACAUUAUCUAGAAUAUCUUGCCUUGUCCAAACGACCCUCUCAGCUUCCCAUAUUUCCCGAGGGUCACUUUAAUCCUCCCAUCGCUCAACAUGUCAGUUCCAGACGCACUCAACCUCGACGGAAGGACGAGGAGAAGAAUUUGAAUGAACGAACGGUACCACCACAAAUGAUACAUACGAAUUCUCAAGAGAAACCAAAUAUGGAACGUAGACCGAGUUACGAUCUCUUCGAAUGUUGUGAGCAUGUAAGAUUCACCGAUGAUCAAGCUAAAAAUAUCUUUAGACAGAUAGUUCAAGCUGUUGCUUACCUUCAUAUGAGAGGGAUAUAUCAUCGAGAUUUGAAAGACGAGAAUAUCGUCAUUGAUAGAUAUCUCAGAGUCAAAUUGAUCGAUUUUGGUAGCGCGGUAUUGGAAGAUGAUUUUGAUAACCCUAUCCAGUACUCGAUGUAUAGAGGAACGGCAGCUUACGCUCCACCUGAAAUCUCUAGAGGAAUGUAUUACGAAGCUGCCAAAUGUGACGUCUGGGCACUAGGAGUCAUAUUAUCCAUCCUUCUCACUGGAUCAGUUCCAUUCCCUCAUGUGAACGAUGCGGAGGCAGGAAGGAUGGUACUGAAACGACCUAUUUCUAAGCAGGCGGAAAGUUUGAUGAGAUUAUGUUUGACCGUCGAGGCAGAAGAAAGACCGAAUAUAUGGAAAGUGAAAGCUCAUCCUUGGUUGAGGCAAGUCCCAUUGGUCUUUUGA